CAUCUGCAACCAACUUUUUCAGAAAAUGUCCCAAAGUUGUUGUCAGAGGAAGAGGAAGCUAAGCGGAUUGCAGAGAUGGGGAAACCAUCUCUGGGGGAACACUCCAAAAUGGAGGUUUUCAUCGAGGAGUCCUAUGAGUUCAAGAAUACGGUGGAUAAGCUGAUAAAGAAGACCAACCUGGCUCUGGUGGUGGGCACCAACUCCUGGAGACAACAGUUCAUGGAGGCCAUCACAGUCAGUGCAGGAGACGAGGAUGAGGAAGACUCCGGUGAAGAACGUCUUCCGUCUUGUUGUGACUACGUCAUGCACUUCCUCACCGUCUUCUGGAAGGUGCUGUUCGCCUGUGUUCCUCCCACGGACUACCUGAACGGCUGGGCCUGCUUUUUCAUCUCCAUCGUCAUCAUCGGCAUGCUGACCGCAGUGAUCGGCGAUCUGGCCUCUCACUUUGGCUGUACCAUCGGGUUGAAGGACUCCGUUACUGCCGUGGUGUUCGUGGCACUGGGUACGUCUGUCCCUGACACAUUUGCCAGUAAGGUAGCGGCGGUGCAGGACACAUAUGCAGACGCCUCCAUCGGUAACGUGACGGGCAGUAAUGCGGUCAACGUGUUCCUGGGCAUCGGGGUGGCGUGGUCGAUAGCCGCCAUCUACUGGCACAUGCAGGGCAAGCAGUUUGUGGUGGAGGCUGGCUCGCUGGCCUUCUCCGUCACCCUCUACACCAUCUUCGCCUUCCUGGGGGUCUCUGUGCUGCUGUACCGCCGCCGGGCCCACAUCGGGGGGGAGCUGGGCGGGCCGCGCGGCCACAGACUGGCCACCUCUGCCUUCUUCUUCAGUCUCUGGUUCCUCUACAUCCUCUUCUCCAGCAUGGAGGCCUACUGUCAUAUAGAGGGCUUCUAGAACCUUCUGGAACACUUCUGUAACACUUCUAGAAUUCUUCUGAGAAACUUCUAGAAUUCUUAUGGGACACUUCUAGAAUUCUUCUGGGACAUUUCUAGAACACUUCUGAGACACUUCUAAAAUUCUUCUGGGACACUUCUAAAAUACUUCUGGGACACUUAUGAGACACUUCUAGAAUACUUCUGAGACACUUCUAGAAUAAUUCUGGGACACUUCUAGAAUUCUUCUGGGACACUUCUAGAAUUCUUCUGGGACACUUCUAGAACACUUCUGAGACACUUCUAGAAUACUUCUGAGACACUUCUAGAGCCUCCUUACAGGAGGUUCAAAGUAUAACUUAAUGGAGAGUAAAAGUAGGAUUCUCAGUGUGUAAUGAUGUAAUGAUGGAAUGAUAUUGGUAUGAAGGGAUGAGAGGAGGAGAACAGUAUGAGAUAAAGGGAGUUGGUGGUGGCCCCCCUCUCCUCCGACCCUCCACCUUCCCUCAACCCCACUCUUAAGGACCCCCAGACAUAAUCAGUCCAUCUCCUCUGAAGGAGAUGUCUGUUAAGGCAGGAAGAGCCGGUCUGCUACCCACAUGGGUGUGCUUACAGCUGGGGUUGGGGUACCUCUAUAUACCGGGGUAAGAGCACCAGAGGGUGUCUCAUCUGGUCUGGUCUUUAUUCCACUAGAAGAGACAAUAAGCUGAUGAGAUCUGAGCUAUCAGAAGAAGUCUAUAUUGUUCUCAACACCUUGAUGAGAACAACCUUUUCUAAACUAAGUAUUUUGGGGGAUAAAACCAAAACACUUUUUUUCUUUUUUUACAAAAAAAGAGGAAAUCAAUGAUAGUAUUUUUUAGAUCUUUAUGGAGAACAAAACAUGUUAUAUAACUAAUGGAACAUAUAUUGUUGAUGAUGAAUGACAAUUGAAUGGUCAUAGUAUUUAGUAGUAUUUUAUUUGCUUAGUUUCUUAUUAAGGAACGAAUAAGAGGCAAGAAACUAAAACAGGAAGUGCCCGUGGAGGAG
Oncorhynchus gorbuscha (pink salmon) is the source of this 1895-nucleotide messenger RNA. Its product is annotated as sodium/calcium exchanger 3-like. Gene Ontology annotation, biological process: calcium ion import across plasma membrane; sodium ion transmembrane transport. The record is from RefSeq and is a predicted model, not a curated record. Gene Ontology annotation, cellular component: postsynapse; axon; sarcolemma. Gene Ontology annotation, molecular function: calcium:sodium antiporter activity. The transcript is spliced from 6 exons. The annotation marks the transcript as partial. Lineage: Eukaryota; Metazoa; Chordata; Actinopteri; Salmoniformes; Salmonidae.